AUGGCAUUCCAAACACCCUUCAAAACACCCCAGGAUCUCCUCAACACCUUCACACACCUUACCAUCAAAAUGUCUUCCCACGCCCCUUACAUCCCAAGCUGCACUGGCCGCACUGGUACCCUCAUCGUGUAUCCUGCGAACGGCAGCGUAGCUCAAGUAUUCCACAGGAAGGGCAUCACCUUCCGCCACGCAGAGGUGCAUUACAGGUCUUUCCUAGGCCAAGGUAGCCAUGUUUACGACCGUGCCAUCAUCGCCUUCAUGGAUGACGGUGGUCCGAUCCCGACUCCGUAUGACUUCGUUGAUGGGGUCUAUCUAGGGUCUAAGGAUUUCGAUGGACGGAUAUGGUACGGCACCAUGGAGUGGCAGCAGUACCAGCUACACAGGCCUAUGCAUGGCAAGCAGCCAAUGCAGAUGCAAUAUCCACAGACAGGUACUGUGGGCUCUAUCCAAGCCGGUUCGGGCAUGGCCGUUCAACAACAACGGCCACAGAACCGCCCCACCGAAGGCCAGAUGGCCAAUUCACCUAUUGUCAUUGAAGACAACGAUAGCGCGUCUCAGAAUCCCGUUCCGGCUCCGAAAGAGCCUUCUCUAGAGCCAGCUCCACCAUGCCAUCUCCAGGAGCGCAUGGUGCACCUCAAGGCCUGCAUUCUUAGAACUGGUGUGACCAUGCGUAAGGCGGAGAUGGAUUGGCUUCAAUCCAUGCGGAAUGCACCAAGGGGCCAGAAGCAAGAGUACUGCCGCCUAUUUUGGCCUUCGAAUGAGCAGGCUGAGGCAGACUUGACCUGGGCUGCAAAGCACUUCAAAGACUUCAGCGAGGCGAACGUCGAGCGCUUAGCUGUUGAAGGAAAGAAGAAGGAGGGUCUUAUUUGGGAGAAAGAUGGACAGGAGAUCGAGGCGAAGUGGCUUGCGAAGAUUCAAGAGCGCAAGAAUGCGAAAUCGCCAGAGGCGAUCAAGGCUGAGAAGAAGAGGAAGGAGGAUGAUGCUAAGAGGGAAGCUAGAGUAGCGGAGCUUGCAGAGCAGAAAGGGCUUCGCGAAGAAGAGAAGAAGAGGAAAGCUGAGGAGAAGAAAGCAGUGCGUGAAGUUGAGAAGCGUGCAGCUGCUGAAGAGAAGAAGCGGAAAGCAGCACCCGCCUCUGAGGCGCCUUCGAAAAAGCGCAAAAUUGAUGCGCAUCUGCCAACGCCUAUUGCAACAGACGAUGAGGAGAUGGUCGAUGGUGAUGGCCUUGGAGCUGCCAUUGAGUAUGGACUUCUAGAAGCGUUUGGUGAUGAAGAUAGCCUUGAAGCCGAUAGUUCAGCUCAGGUUGGUGAUGAAGCGAUGGCAGACGAUGAUGGCCUCCUUGCCCUAGCUAUGGAGAGCCUUGAAAAUGGGGAAGUGGAGGAGGAGUCGGACGACGAGUCUGAUGCCGACGACGAUGAAGCCGAAGCCCAAAAUUGCAUCGGCACCAGUAUCGACAACGCUAUCCGCACAGCGCGGCAAGAAGAACUGGCUUCGAAGCCACAGACUCAGGCUGAUAUGCCUCAGCAGCAGCUCACACCUGCUCCAAAACCAAACACUCAGGAUCCUGAUCCUGAAGAGGACGACGAGUCCGAUCCCAACUUCCAGGUAGUCACUGGAGAUGCGAGUGAGGGCGAGGACGAAAGUGAAGAGGAGGAGGAAGCACAGCGAGAGGACGACAUAAACUCGCUCUUCGACUUAGAAGCUGGCGAGGACUUAGAAGCUGGUGAGACAAGUGAUGAGGAAAGUGAGGAGGAGGAGGAGGAAGAGGAAGAGGAAAAACCAAGUAAGGUCCUCUCGGCGAAGGAAAUGGCACGUCAGGCACUCGACGCGCAGAUUGAGGAGUUGAAGGGCAGGUGUGACAAGUCGACCAACCAGCUCAUGAAGAAGAGAUAUCAGCAGAAGAUCAAUGAUCUGAGGAAUGAGAGGCUCGAGUACAUGUAA
Molecule: messenger RNA, 1938 nt
Organism: Didymosphaeria variabile
Lineage: Eukaryota; Fungi; Ascomycota; Dothideomycetes; Pleosporales; Didymosphaeriaceae
Exons: 2
Coding region: 1-1938 (645 amino acids)
Source: RefSeq, a predicted model, not a curated record